Closterium sp. Naga37s-1 is the source of this 450-nucleotide messenger RNA. NCBI's taxonomy places the organism in Eukaryota, Viridiplantae, Streptophyta, Zygnematophyceae, Desmidiales, Closteriaceae. The record is from the annotation of a GenBank genome assembly.
AUGGCUGUUGGGAUGGUUGCUAAUGAAGUGGUGGCUGCUGAUAUGGUGGCUGCUGAGAUGGUGGCUGCUGGCAUGGUUGCUGCUGAAGUGGUGGCUGCUGAUAUGGUGGCUGCUGAGUUGGUGGAUGCUGAGAUGGUGGCUGCUGAGAUGGUGGCUGCCGAGAUGGUGUCUGCUGGUCUCCCCUGCGACCACUCCUCCUUUGCCGCCGCACUUCCAUCCUUGCCAUUCUGGCUCGUUGUGCCGCACCCGUCCGGCUCCGUAACCCAUCCCCGCCCUCUGGCUCCCUUGCACGCUGGUCGGCUCCCCGUCCGCCACGGGUCUGCUGCACACGGGCCUCUUCGACCCCAAAGAGAUGACGAUGUGCGAGAAAAGAUAGGCACGUUGAGAAAACAGAAGGUGAAUGGUGUGCUUAAGAAUGUGCAUGUGACAAUGGAAGCGAUAUGGAGAUAA